UUGGUGGGUAUCAUUCAAUAAAUUUGAUGGUUUUACCUCGUAACUUUAGAAAUAUGCUGUCUGACCAUUUGUUGAAUAAACAGCUGUUUAUGGCGGUUUUAUUAUAAAUAAAUGUGGGUGAAUCUUGAUGCUGCCUGGUCAUACUUUUUUGGGGUUUAACUGGCACGAAAAAAGGCGUGCCUGCUGUAAUUUUAUUGAAAUUUAGGGAUUGACCACUGUCGUGCAUGAUUUAUCCUUUAGAAAUUCUUGUAUGUAGGUGGGUCUUAAUCAAGCUUCAGGAUCAGGUAGGGCAAGAAGAGAUGCUGCAGCUCGUGCAAUGCAGGGUUGGCACUCCCAGCGUCUUCUUGGCAAUGGGGAGGUUGGGGAUCCAAUUAUUAAGGAUAAGAAUUCAACUUCUACACCAAAGCGUGAAAAACAGCUUAAAAGCAUUGGUUUGCUGAAGCGUAAAAGGCCAUCUGCUGUUGAGCAUGCUGUCAAAGUUGUGUGCAUGAAAACAUCGAAACCACAGUUGGACAUAAUGGUUGUUGAUAUUGGCCCUCCUGCCGAUUGGGUGAAAAUCAAUGUACAGAGAACCAAAGACUGCUAUGAGGUAUAUGCUUUAGUUCCUGGGCUUUUGCGUGAAGAGGUGCGUGUACAGUCUGAUCCAGCGGGGCGUUUGGUUAUAUCUGGUCAACCAGAGCAACUGGAUAAUCCCUGGGGAGUCGUUCCCUUCAAAAAGGUUGUGAGCUUACCUUCUAGGAUAGAUCCUCAUCAGACAUCUGCUGUGGUUACCCUGCAUGGCCAGUUGUUUGUGCGUGUACCAUUUGAGCAGUCAGAUCUCUAGAAUGUUGGGAUGAUUUUCUUGCAAUGCAAAUCUUCCCUUGUGCAGUCCAAGCUUAUACUGAAGCUUGUCAAUGUGUAGCUAAUGUAUCCAUUCGGGGAUGAUUAAAAUUCCUUUCUAGGACUUGAACCUCUGGUGUAGUUGAUUGUCUUAAAUUAAUAGAAUCAUAUGGUUAUGGAGGUUAUGCAGUUAGGAGUCAAUGCAAAAGCCCGUGUUGCUAGUGAACUCUAUAUCAAAUUCUGUCGUAAGGUAAUAUGGCAGUUUUUCCUUUGCAUUUUCUGGUCUUGCUACUUCAUUGCUUGAUUUUGUUGUCCAAUAGCUCCAAGAAAUUGUGGCUUGUGGUCUGCUUAUUUAUCGUUUGACUUCUGAGUAUUUUAUUAAAUUAGAGAGCGAGUGG
Messenger RNA from Ilex paraguariensis (yerba mate), 1217 nucleotides. Lineage: Eukaryota; Viridiplantae; Streptophyta; Magnoliopsida; Aquifoliales; Aquifoliaceae. The record is from the annotation of a GenBank genome assembly.